This is a messenger RNA of Entamoeba invadens IP1, 777 nucleotides long. RefSeq lists its product as hypothetical. The transcript has a single exon. The record is from RefSeq and is a predicted model, not a curated record. Bases 1 to 777 code for a protein of 258 amino acids. Lineage: Eukaryota; Evosea; Mastigamoebida; Endamoebidae.
AUGUUGUACAACCUUCGGAUUUUGACGGAGACUGGAGCCCUUCUUUAUGAAAAAACGUGGACGAAGGUGGUAGAAAACAUCGAAAAUUUCCGCACGAUGAUUCCACAGUUAUUUUCCGCGAUGAUGCGGAUGGCACAAUCAUCGAUGGGAAUGUCCCUCCGAUUCAUUAGCGUAGGAGGGAUCUCCGUUUCUAUGUCGAACAACACAGAGGCAGGACUGAUAUGUUAUGUCUUUUAUGAUGAAGAUGAUGGAGAGGAAGUUGGUCAAUUUGUGAGCGAAGCAGUGUUAAGAGAGUUCAUGAUGAGUUAUCAAAUAGAAGACGUGACAUCUCCUAAAUUGGUUGAAUUCAAACAACAGCAGAAGACAUCCCUCUUUCUGAACUUUUCGAAUCUUUUGGUUAACGCCAUUCGAAAAGCUAUAAAAUCCGUGUUGACAGAGUUCAAGAAGAAACAAGGCAUUUUGUCUGCAGAUAUCAUCGAACACGAAAAAGUCACUGGGAGCGAGACGGAGAGUACAAGCGGAGGAGUCGAAAUCAUUGCAAAUAUUAAGACUAUGGUCCCUUUAAUCGACUCCAUUAUGAGUCUAAAAAACAUGGGAAAUAGUAUAGUGACUUUCGUCGAAUUCACUACUAACAGACUUGUCGUGCAAAAAGUCCGCACCGGGUGCCUUGUAGUAGUCGGGCAAAAAAAUAUCGCUGCAAAAAUCCUUGAAACAGAGAUAAAAAAAUACGCAACGAUGGUGGAAACAAUUCAGGGAAUGGUUUCUGCUCUUCAGUAA